Molecule: messenger RNA, 5133 nt
Organism: Corythoichthys intestinalis (scribbled pipefish)
Lineage: Eukaryota; Metazoa; Chordata; Actinopteri; Syngnathiformes; Syngnathidae
Gene: card14
Product: caspase recruitment domain family, member 14
Exons: 20
Coding region: 78-3023 (981 amino acids)
Biological process (GO): regulation of apoptotic process; negative regulation of hippo signaling
Cellular component (GO): plasma membrane
Molecular function (GO): protein binding
Source: RefSeq, a predicted model, not a curated record
UUGAGUUCCAAUACUGAGUCACUGAGCAGUCACAGUGGCAGACAAUCCUUAUUGCCGACUUACACAACACUCUCAAGAUGGCAGGAGAGAGUGUGCCCGAGCGUCCAGACCUGAAGGAGAUGGGAGAAGAGGAACUGUGGGAACUUAUUAAUGAUAACCGCCAUCGGCUGUCCUUGGGGGUGCGGCCGUGUGUCGUGAUCCCGUACCUCAGGCAAGCCAGGGUGCUCACUGAGAUGGACGAGGAUGAGAUUCUUUCCAGCCACAACCUCACCAACCGCUCAAUGAGAACAAGCCAUAUGAUGGAUCUGCUGCGGACCCAGGGUAGGAAUGGUGCUGUGGCUUUGCUGGAAAGCCUAAUGAUACACUACCCAACCCUCUACACUCAAGUAACUGGACGGAAGCCCAGCACGGAACCCUCAAGAUUCAGUGGCCUGAUAAAAUAUUCCGAACUGACCGAGUAUCUUAUCAGAGCGGUAACCGGAAUGCAGGAUGAGCUUCGAGAAGCUCGCUGUGAGGCUGGAAGAAUGAGUGCUCGCUGUGCCUCCCUGGAGUCUGAGAUUCAGCAGGUCAUGGAGCACGAAGAGAAGUCCAGAUGUCUCCAGUUGGAAUAUGAGCGCAUGCAUAGACACUUGUCUUCGCUGCAACGUGAAGUCACGCAAUUGAAAGAUGAGAAGUGUGAUUUGUACGUACGCUAUACUGCCGCCAUCGAGGAGAAAUCCGCUGUGAGCACGCGCCUGCAUGACCUCAACUUGCAGAUCUAUCAGCUGCAAACAGAAUUGCAAAAGGCCCAAACCGAGAACGCUUUCCAGAAACGACGUUCUCUCAGAUCCUUGCCUCUUGCCGAGGCGUCUCAACUGCAAGAGGAGGUCCGGAGUCUACGCUGCCAGAUCAUGAAGAUAGAAAAACUCAACCCAGCUCACCAGGAUAUUCUAGCCCAGGAUCUUGCUGAAGCUAUAGAUAGCCAGGUGGAACUUGCAGGUCAGCUCAGGUGUUACAGAGAAGAAAAUGAACAGUUGCACAAAGAAAAACAAGAGUUUCUGGAUCAGAACGAGUCUCUAAGCCUCCAAGUUCAGCAGUUGACAUUGGACUGCAACAUGCACCAACAGAAGAGCAAUGUAUUUCAGAACCAGAUGAGAGAUCUGCAGACUGAGAGAGAUCAAGCAUACCUUUCCAGAAACGAGGCCCAAUCCCAGAUCGCCGCCAUUUUGGCUGAGAAGGACAUUCUAAGAUCUCAAAUGAUAGAACUCCAGGAGAGAGAUUUUAGUGUGACUGUCAAGCACAACAAAGAAUGGCAGAGGUCAAAGGAAAGGGGGAUUAGCUGGGAUUGUCCUCUAUCCAAAUCUGAAGAUUCGUCAUUCCCAGGUCGUCACAGACUUUGCCGCAUGGAUGCAGUUCGUUCUAUAUCAGUGAAUUCCUUCACAACUGAGUGUGAAGAUCCAUUAGCAAGUAGUGUCCGAUCCGGAGACGUCGAGCCUCCCAGUCCCCAGUCUCUCCGUAGAAGAGAGGGAACUCUUCAUGAGGACAGCAUCCUGGAAACAACGGAGACCGAUGAUUCUUCGUUGGAGGACUUUGAGAUCCUUCCCACUGUGGUGAGGGAAGACGAUUCCCCAGCAAGACAGCGAUGUGCUCCUAGAAGAACCAAAAACGUGUACAGCCUGCAUAAAAGUUCUGUACCUCCCUUCCUCGUGCGUUCACGUCCAAAAGCAAUACGAGUCAACGGCCGCGUAGUCACCAUUGCCUUCCAGGGAGAGACUUUGCUAAAUCAGAUUGCCGUGGUAGGAGGUAAUAAGACUGGAGUCUUUGUGCAUGAAGUAACGGAAGGGAGUUCAGCACAUACUGUGGGUAUCACCCACGGUGCUCAAAUUGUGGAGGUGAGGUACCAACAGGACCAGAAAGCUGUCAAGAUGGUCCUGGAAGAUUCCACAUUAGAAGAAGCUCAGUGGGCACUUGGCCAAGUCACUGGUCUCUGCCAUCUCUCUUUGCGUCCCAGGCAAGACGAUUACGAGGCACUUCUCCAGCAAUUGCAGCAGAGCGAAAUGUCAUCAGGCGACUCCUUCUACGUGCGUGUCAACGUGACCAUCCCAGCAGGUCCCAAAGAAACAUUGACUGUGUCCUGCAAUGACAUUCUACAUGUGACCAACACAAGGCCUGCGGCCACCGAAGACUCCUGGUACGCCAAUCAAGUUCAUCCCUGCCAGCUUCUGGCCCUCCAUAGUGGAUUGGUACCCAACUAUUACAGAGCACAGCGACUUCUAAUUGGGGCUAUUGAAGAAAUGAACUCUCAAACAUGCAAGUCUCAAAAGGAAGGGGAUGCGGUGGAUCGGAAAACAGUGAGGAUUGUUAGCACGGGUCGCCAGGGCCGAAACCCUCUGUGGGUCAGCGUAGAGAACGAAAAGAGCAAGAGCACAGAUUCUGAUGUAACAUCAGCACCGAGAAGUUGUCUAACCCUCAUGCCCUAUUCGCCGGUCACGCCCCACUUCCCACCCAUUUGUCGACCAGUCCUGCUGCUUCCAUCCAUCCUGGGACGCAUCCUGGAUAAGAAGGUGGCAUCAUGGCAGGGCUUUGAGCUCUGUGAACCUGAGAUUAUGAGUUCCAGUGACUAUGCAGCCUGUUUGCAGAAGUCUGAGCUCCUGGAGGAAUGUGAGCAGGGAGGAAAUUGCUGCUACACUCUACAGAGUGUGGAAAAAGUCAUGAAGAAGGGUAUUCAUUGUGUUUUGCCUCUUGGGCUGGACUGUGUGCGUCGCCUGCACAGGGCAGAGAUUUUUCCAAUCAUUAUCUUCAUCAGCCAGUCACCACGCAGUGCACGUAAACUGAAAUCAAAGCUUCAACGUCUCAACUGUUCGGAGGAGCAUCUGCUGGUGUGUUCCAGAAGCGAAGAAACGCUAUUGGACAAGCUCCCAUGUUUGUAUCAUCACGUGACCCCUGACUUGUGGUGUGAUCAGACCUCACUGCUGACCAGAUUGCGCACAGUCAUCUGGGAGGAGCAGAAGAAAAUUGUAUGGGUUGAGCCAGACCUGUGGUAACAGGAAAACCAGGCAGAGGUGGAAUUCAAAUCAAUAGUUAACCCCCCCCCCCCCCCAAAAAAAAUUACAAAACAUUUGUAAACACGAGUAUGUAUCUAUGAUACUUCAACAUCCAUUUUUAUUUAUUUGAAUAAUUAAGAACAGCCUAAUUUUGCCAGCGAGUCAAUGUAUUUUCACAAAUACUUUGGUUGUCAUUUGCAACUGAAGAACUUUGAUGCAUUUCUCAUGUGGUAGGCACAGUGUAUCACAAAAGUGAGUACACCCCUCGCAUUUCUGCAGAUAUUUAAGUAUAUAUUUUCAUGGGACGACACUGACAAAAUGACACUUUGACACAAUGAAAAGUAGUCAGUGUGUAGUUUAUAUAAUAGAGGUAAUUAUAUUUUCCCCUCAAAAUAACUCAAAAUAUAGCAAUUAAUAUCUAAACCCCUGGCAACAAAAUUGAGUUCACCCUUAGUGAAAGUUGUCAAUAUUAACAUACAACAUGUCAACUGUCAAUAUUUUGUUUGGCCACCACUAUUAUCCAGAACUGCCUUUACUCUCCUGGGCAUGGAGUUGACCAGCGCUUCACAGGUUGCCACUGGAAUGCUCUUCCACUCUUCCAUGACAACGUUGCGGAGCUGCCAAAUAUUUGAGACUUUGCGCACCUCCACCUUCCGCUUGAAGAUCCCCCAAAGAUGUUCUAUUGGGUUCAAGUCUGAAGAAAUGCUUGGCCAGUUCAUCACCUUUACCCUCAGCCUCUUCAGUAAAGCAGUGGUCAUCUUGGAGGUGUGUUUGGGGUCAUUGUCUUGCUGGAACACUGCCCUGCAACCCAGUUUCUGGAGGGAGGGGAUCAUUCUCUGCUGCAGUAUUUCACAGUACAUGUUGGAGUUCAUGUUUCCCUCAAUGGAAUGUAACUCUCCAACACCUGCUGUACUCAUGCAGCCCCAGACCAUGACUUUCCCACCACCAUGCUUGACUGUAGGCAUGGCACACUUAUCUUUGUACUCCUCACCUGGUUGCCGCCACACAUGCUUGAGACCAUCGGAACCAAACAAAUUAAUCUUCAUCUCAUCAGACCAUAAACCGUGGUUCCAGUAAUCCAUUUGCUUUGUUGACAUGUCUUCAGCAAACUGUUUGCGGGCUUUCUUGAGUACAGUCUUCAGAAGAGGCUUCCUCCUGGGGUGACAGCCAUGCACACCAAUUUGAUGUAGAGUGCGACGUAUGGUCUGAGCACUAACAGGCUGACCCCCCACCUUUUCAUUCUCUGCAGCAAUACUGACAGCACCCCUGCGACGAUCUUUCAAAGAAAGCAUUUGGAUGUGACGCUCAACACGUGCGCUCAGCUUCUUUGGAAGACCAUCCCGAGGCCUGUUGUGAGUGGACCCUGCUCUUUUAAAAUGCUGGAUGAUCUUAGCUACUGUGCUGCAGCUCAGUUUCAGGGUGUUGGCAGUCUUCUUGUAGCCUUGGCCAUCUUCAUGUAGCGCAACAAUACGUCUUUUAAGAUCCUCAGAGUUCUUUGCCAUGUGGUGCUAUGUUGGAACUUUCAGUGAACAGUAUGAGAGAGUGUGAGUGCUGCACUACAAAUUUGAACACACCUGCUCCCUAGGCACACCUGGACCUAGUAAAGAUAACGAGUCACAUGACAUUUCGGAGGUAAAAUGACAAGCAGUACUCAAUUUGGACAUUCAGGGAUGUCGUUUUAAAUAUUAAUGGCUAUAUUUUGAGUUAUUUUUAAGGGAAACUAAAUUAACUCUCUUAUAUAAGCUGCACACAGACUACUUUUUAUUGUGUAAAAGUGUCAUUUUGUCAGUGUUGUCGCAUGAAACCAUAUACUUAAAUAUCUGCAGAAAUGCGAGGGGUGUACUCACUUUGGCGAUACACUGUACCUGAAUAAUGUAAAAAUGUUUCCAAAUUCGUCUUUAAAAAAGUGUUUCAAGAAUUUUUUUUUUAAACAGAAAAUUCAAGUCAUUGAAAGUCUGAUGACUUGAAGAUUUGGCGCAAGCUACUUUGCAUCUUUUUAGACUGUGAAUUUGUAUGUAGCAACACUUCCAUCUUGUUUUUUUCUAUUUUGCCAUGUAUGUAAAAUAUGUAAAACAUUUGAGAAUUUGUAAAAUGUCUCUCCUGACCCCAG